AUGCGAAACCUUCUGAUCGGCGCCGGCCUGUUCGGCAUCCUGGCCCUGUCCUCCUACUUCGCGGUGGUCACCUGGAUCGACCUGGGCGAGGUCUCGCUCGGCUGGUUCGGCUGGCUGAUGCUGGGGCUCGGCUCGCUCCUGACCGUCGCCCUGGGCGGCGGCCUGAUGGCGCUGGUGUUCUACUCCGCCCGGCGCGGCCACGACGACGCGCAUCACGACCAGAGCGUCUUCCGUGCGCCGAGUCGCGCGGAGGAGCCCGCCCCGGACGACAAACCGGACGACGAAGACGAGGCCGGCGGACGCGUCAUGGCCGGCGCCCGCCACGGCGGCGCCGAGACCUUCUUCGUGACCCUGACCCUGGCGCUGCAGCGGGCCGGAGUGGUGCAGGAGGCGGCGAUUCGCCCCCACCCCGAGCGGCUGGGCGCGCUGCGCGCCGCCGGCGUGCCGAUCACGCCGCUGCGGCUGGGCGGCCCGCUGGACCUGGUCUCGCCCUGGCGGUUGCGGCGGGUCGCCGCGCGCUUCCGGCCCGACCUCUGCCUGACCUGGAUGGAGCGGGCCAGCGCGCGCAUGCCGCGCGGCCCCUACCUCACCGUCGGGCGAAUCGGCGGCUACUACAAGCCCCGGUACUUCCGGACCUGCGACCACCUGGCCUGCAUCACCCCGAAGCUGGUCGAGCGCAUGGUCGGAUUCGGCUGGCCGGUCGAGCGGGUGCACUUCCUGCCCAACUUCACCGAGGUGCAGGCGCAGCCGCCGGUCUCCCGCGCCGCGCUCGACACCCCGGCGCAGGCCCCGGUGCUGCUCAGCCUGGCGCGGCUGCACCCGAACAAGGGGCUGGACCUGCUGCUGCGCGCGCUGGAGGCGCUGCCCGGCGUCUACCUCUGGCUGGCCGGCGAAGGGCCGCAGCGCGCCGAGCUGGAGGCCCAAGCCGCCGCCGCCGGCCUGACCGAGCGGGUGCGCUUCCUCGGCUGGCGGGACGAUCGCAGCGCCCUGCUCGGCGCCAGCGACCUGGUCGUCUUCCCCUCGCGGCAGGAGGGCUUCGGCACGGUGAUUCUCGAGGCCUGGGCCCACGGCAAGCCGCUGGUCGCCGCCGCCGCCGACGGGCCGGCCGGCUUCAUCCGGCCGGAGGAGGACGGGCUGCUUGUGCCGGUCGGCUCGGUCGAGGCUCUGCGCGCGGCGCUGGCCCGCGUGCUCGCGGACCCCGCCCUGGGCCACCGUCUGGCCGCGGCCGGGCGGACGCGCUACCUGCGCGAGUUCACCGAGGCCGCCGGGGUCGCACGCACCCUCUCGCUGUUCCGCGACCUGCUGCAAGCGCCGCAUGAUCGCCGCCGCCAAGCAAGAAGAACCCACCGGGGGGACGUUGACGUGGACAUCAUCGUGUUUCUGGAGUCGGGCGGCACGCUGCUGCUUGCCGGCCUCAUCGUCGCCUUCGCCGUCGCCCGCAAGAAGGCGGGCGGCGCGAACUGGCCGCGCUCGCUGGUGGUCGCCAACGCCCUGGUCAUCUCCGUGGUCGGCCUGAGCGCCCUCGGCCUCGUGCUGCUGAUCA
Symbiodinium necroappetens is the source of this 1543-nucleotide messenger RNA. The record is from the annotation of a GenBank genome assembly. Lineage: Eukaryota; Dinophyceae; Suessiales; Symbiodiniaceae.